GAGGGGAAACAUGGCACAGUAUAUAACGCCCGAAACCCUCGAGGUUCUCAGACUUUCAAAGCUAUCAUAUUCAGCAAACACCAUUGCAAGACCAUCUCAAAAUGACAGUCCACGAAGUCAAGAACCUCUCCGAGUUCAGGGAUACCCUUGAAAAGAACACAGUCGUCCUUGUAGACUUCUGGGCCCCAUGGUGCGGACCAUGCCGAUUCAUCAGCCCCGUCGUAGAGAAGUUGUCGGAAGCAACUGAAUCGAUCUACUUUGUCAAGGUCAACGUUGACGAGGCUGAGGAUAUUUCUCAAGAGUACGGCAUCCGAGCGAUGCCUACCUUCAUGCUCUUCAAGGAUGGCGAGAAGGCUGAUGAGGUUGUGGGAGCAGACCCUUCUAAGUUGGAGAAGCUUGUGCAACAGUACAAGAGCUAGAUGCCAUUUGGAAUCAGUGUUUUAUCUAUGUUAGACAGAAUAUGGUUCGGCAUAGUAUUGAUCAUCACCUGAGCUGGAAACCGCAGAGACUUUGAACUUCAUGUGACACAAAAGUUUGUUGCUUAACGGUAUCCAUGUCCCUCUCGACAUGCUUCUUAAACAAC
This is a messenger RNA of Fusarium oxysporum Fo47, 583 nucleotides long. Its product is annotated as thioredoxin-like protein. Gene Ontology annotation, molecular function: protein-disulfide reductase activity. The record is from RefSeq and is a predicted model, not a curated record. The transcript has 3 exons. Bases 102 to 419 code for a protein of 105 amino acids. Lineage: Eukaryota; Fungi; Ascomycota; Sordariomycetes; Hypocreales; Nectriaceae.